Pseudomassariella vexata is the source of this 633-nucleotide messenger RNA. RefSeq lists its product as uncharacterized. The coding region runs from base 1 to 633 and encodes 210 amino acids. The transcript has 3 exons. NCBI's taxonomy places the organism in Eukaryota, Fungi, Ascomycota, Sordariomycetes, Amphisphaeriales, Pseudomassariaceae. The record is from RefSeq and is a predicted model, not a curated record.
AUGCGCUUCACUCUUAUCGCCCUCGUACCCUUAGCUCUUGCCAUCCCCUUCCCCGGAAGCACGCCCGUCACCGCGCCCGCCCCAGGCGGAGUCACCAUCAAAGCCAUCAAAUUCGCCGGCUCGGGCUGCAAGGCGGGCUCAGUGGAGUCACAGCUCUCGAGCGACAAGACGACGCUGACGUUGCUGUACGACAGCUUUACCGCCGAGGCGGGCGAGGGCAUUCGGGCCUCGAACGCCCGCAAGAACUGCCAGCUUAACGCCGCUAUCAAGUACCCCGGCGGCUGGCAGUUCUCCAUCUUCAAGGCCGAUUACCGCGGGUCGGCAACUUUGGGGAAGGGGGAUAAGGGGGUCUGUAAGGCUACUUACUACUUUUCUGGGGACUCGCAGCAGGUUUGUAUCUCGAGCAGCAAGACCAUCGAUGGACCUUACGACUCGGGUUACAUCAAAACGGACGAGUUUCUCGUCAGCAGCAAGGUCUGGUCGCCCUGCGGUGCUGAGGGACUGCUCAACAUCAACUCAGAAAUCAGCGUCAAGCCCAAGGAUUUGAAGGCGAAGCCGUACAUGUCGGUUUACUCGACCGACUUGAAGUUUACUCAGCUGCUUUAUCUUCAGUGGCGCCCGUGCACAAAGUAG